Corticium candelabrum is the source of this 1146-nucleotide messenger RNA. RefSeq lists its product as uncharacterized. Bases 70 to 1050 code for a protein of 326 amino acids. The record is from RefSeq and is a predicted model, not a curated record. NCBI's taxonomy places the organism in Eukaryota, Metazoa, Porifera, Homoscleromorpha, Homosclerophorida, Plakinidae. The transcript is spliced from 2 exons.
UAGGCUAACAUUCCUGUUGCACACUACUGUAGAGAGACUCGCGUUUCAGCGUCGGGACAUACGUCAAAAAUGCAGUCGAUACUCUUCGUCUUCCUGCUGUCGAUCCUAGCCGUUUUCUCCAACCGCUACGAGCAUCCAGAAGGGACCGACGACGAUACCGCAUCAGGACUAGACCCUACCACAGACUUGGACGACAGAGAUGUCUGUAUCCACAAAUUUUAUGCAGCGGCGAUGACGUCGAAUAUACUGUGGGCCGGAUCGGAUCAAUCCCAUAAGUUUGUCGCCACCUACUACACCGACCGUCUGACGACUAAAGAGUGGCCACUCUACGACCGUCCGGGUAACGACUACUUUCAAAAUAAAGGCGAUCUCUGGGAAUUCUCCACCGACACAACAGAUUGCAUCCACCCAUCUGACGUAAUCAGCCUAUCCUACCGUGCUGCCAGCAAGGACGGAUGGAACAUCGAGACGGCCUUUACCAUCGUCUCUCUCGAUGACGGCAGAUACGCUCUCCUCACUGCCGACGUCGACGCCUACCGAUGGAUCGACACAGACAAGACAGACCAGAGGGAAUUCACGUUGAAUCGAUUCGCAGCGGAACCGCACUGCCGCUGGGCGAGGAACGAGUGCGUCGACAAACUGUACGUGUUCGCACUCACUUCGGGAAACUUCACGUCCGGAUCGGACAGCCACAAUGUGUUCGGUCUCAGAGUGACGAGCGACAAGCGCAAGGAAGUCAAACUGUAUGACCGCACCGGAGACGACUUUCUAGAAAACAAGGCCGAUCUGUGGGUACUAGAUGCCAAGCAAUUUGCUCGACGUCGUCGCUGUUUGAAGUUUGGUGCAAUCCGUGAUGUUGCGUUGACUGCACGGUCUGCGAACUCCUUUCUUGUCAGUGACAAGUGGCAGGUGCAGUCGGCGUUUGUCAUUGGGCAAUUGAAGUCUGGAAGAUUUGCUUUGUUGAGUGCUGACGCUAACGUGCAUCAGUUCGUUGACGAAAGUCAGACGCAUGGAGUAAACGAGCUGAGACUACCACUUCAGAACUGUUGAAUAGAAUGUCAUAUAGUGAGAUGUUUGUUCGUUGAUGUGAUAGACUAGUUGUUUUUGUUUGAAAAGUAAUAAAAUCAAAUAGACUUAAUAAUGUGA